GAUCUGGCAACACUGGCUUCAGGGAAGUUGUUUGUUUUUUUUUAUUUGUAGGUUAUUUUUCUGUCAAAUCUAUUUUGGACAUUGAAAAUUGAAAUAGGAUUUUAUUGUUUUAAUUGGGCGUUGUAUAUAUUUAUUCAAUUUAUUUCAUCAAAGGAAAUGACCGGCUAUAUAAAUAAAUAACUAUUUUAUAACGUGUCGUUAUAAAAUUUGUUUUUCAGUGAAUUUCUUUAAUGGAAACAACAGGCAGCCAUGGCCAAUGAACCUUUGGUAGUCCAAGCUGUUUUUUCCUACAAAAGAACCAACAAUGAUGAGUUAAACUUCAAAAAGGGUGACAUCAUUACUGUCACCCAAAGAGAUGAUGGUUGGUGGGAAGGUACCCUGAAUGGCGAGACCGGAUGGUUCCCUAGUAAUUUCGUGAAGGAGUGUAAAGAUGCACCCAAACCAGUCAUCAACCAACAAAAUCAGUACAAAGGUGUGGUAUUAAAGGAUCUAGUUGACUCAGAAAAAGCGCAUGUUACCGAACUUGAAGGCCUAGUCACAAAUUUCUUGCAGCCACUCGAGAAAAGUUCCAUUUUAACUCCAGAUGAGUACAAACAACUCACUGGUAACAUCACAGAGGUUUUAGAGACUCACCAACAGUUGUUGAACCUCAUAGAAAUAGAAUCUAACAAACCGGGGCAAGAUCAAAAAGUGGGAAAAUUGUUUCUGAAUUGGGCUCCCAGAAUAAAGAACAUUCAUCAGGCUUACUGUUCACUACACCCAAAAGCCGUAUGCAUUCUGGACAAGUACAGGGAUGAACUUACCAAAUACAUGGAAUCUAAAGGGGCAUCUAGUCCAGGUGUAUUAGUCCUAACAACAAUGUUGAGCAAACCUUUUAGAAGAUUAGACAAAUACUCUGGUAUGCUCCAAGAGCUAGAAAGGCACGUCGAAGAAUGCCAUCCAGACAGAGGCGACACUCAACGAUCUGUCAGCGUAUAUAAAGAAAUAGCCGCAACUUGUUCGGCCACCAGAAGGCAAAAAGAAUUGGAACUUCAAGUACUGACAGGUCCCGUGAAAGGUUGGGAAGGUCCUAGUCUUACGACGUUGGGCGAUAUUAUUUACAUGGGUUUGGUUUCUGUGGGGCCGCAACACAACGAUAGAUAUUUCGUGUUGUUUCCGUCCACGCUGUUGAUACUCAGCGUCAGUCAUAGGUUAAGCGCUUUUAUCUACGAGGGUAAACUCUUCCUGUCUGGUUUGACCGUGACAAGACUCGAAGACACUGACCAAUACAAGAACGCCUUCGAAAUCAGCGCCCCCAUGAUCGACAAAAGAAUUGUAACGUGCCAAAAUAAGGACGACGCCGAUCAUUGGACUGAACUGCUUAGAAAACAAAUGCCCAGGGUGUCAACAGCGUCGACGGUCAGCCAAAAGGUGGCGCCAUCGCAGGCGCAGUUCGUUCCACAGCCGCCUCCGCACAUGACCCCACUAAUAUCGGCAAGCGGGACCAAUCUACCGAAUAACCAUCACCAUCGCCAAGGCAGCAUCCAUUCCAGCACGCCGGCGCUUUCGUCUUCGAUUCCCGCAUCGACUCGUGGUUGGUCAGCCGUCUGCGUCCGUCCUACCCCGCCACUACGCCCCUCGCUGGCGCUCGGUACUUCCCCCAAUGGGCCGUACGCCAGGUACAACAGCAGAAGGCCGAUGAGCUACAAGGAGGACGGGUUUAUUUUGGACGUCAUUGAGGCGUAUUGCUCCGCUAUGAAGCCCAGAAGCACUGUUAAUUCAGUGAACGUCAGCGAAGCCACCAAAUACGAGCUGACCAAAGCCGUCCCAGAAGCCAUCCAACAGCUGCAAUCGAAGAUCAGUAUCCUAGAGUACAACGUUACCGCCCUGACAUCACAGCUCGGCGACGAGAAAGAAGCUCGAUCGAUGCUACAAAACAUCGUCAAGAACUUUCUAGUCGCCAAUUCCAGCGAUUUCGACAAGAUACAAUGGCCGGCGAUAGAAAGCAAUAUUUGAGAUUUUUGUUUGAGUUUUUGUUCCGAACGCGGCAAAAUCUCACACCUUUAAUGUACCUUUGAAGAUAUGUUGAGUAUCAGUUUAAAUUGUGAUAUUUUUUACAAUAAUUUAUUUGCUUGUAUGACUGAACCGAAUUAUCUGUGCCACUCUGUAUAUUUACAAGAAUUGUGCAAUGACGAUAAAUGACGGUAAAUGACGAUAAAUGACGAUUAAUAACGAUAAAUAACGAUACAUGACGAUAAUUGACAAUAAAUGAACAAAAAUUAAAGGCAUUUACAUUAAAACAUCUUAAAAUUAUUUAUAUUAAUUUAUUUGCUUCUAUGACUUUGAACUGAAUUUUUUGACACCCUGUAUAGUUACAAGAAUAGUGCAAUAUAACAAAUGAUGAUAAAUAAAUAAAAAUGAAAGACAUUCUCAUUAAAAUGUCUUAAAAUUAUUUAUAUUAAUUUAUUUGUAUAGGUUACUUUGACGUCCCAAUAGCAUAUUAAAAUUUUAAGAAAUUCUGUCGGUGAGGAAAAAUUAUUAAAGGUGUGAGAUAGUGUCUUUUUAAUAUCGUGAGAUAACGACUCUUUAAUAUCGUCAUAUCGUUUUUUUAAAUAUCGUGAAAUAUCGUCUUUUUAAUAUCCAUUUUCAACUAUAUCCUCCAGAUUCAAUGUAACUGUCACGUUCUUUUCGAUCCAUCGAGCCAACGUUCCCCAGAUUUAUCACUGUUGGAUUUAUUUUCUUGGGACAUUUGUAAAAACAAUUUCCAUUCUAUUUUAGGUUUAUUUAUUAUACCAUUCCUGCUAUGAUAAGGGCAAGUUUUAAGAGCUGGAAGACCUUCAGCUGAUUGGCAAUCGUUCAAUCCUCUUAAUUAAGGAUAAUUUGCUCUUGUAUUUCCUUUGACAUUCAAAUCUAAUUCGUUUUAAUUAUGAUUGAUGUCUGGUUUUAUCGAUAGCUUAUCUGAAAUGUCGCCAAAUAAAAAAUUUGAUGGGGUUAAAUCUGGUGACCUGGUCGAAUAUUUGAUUCACUGUUUAAUUAAUACGAUAUUUAAAAAAAUGGUUGAUUUGCCGUACCCUUUAAACGAUUUUGUUGCUGAACGUCUGACAGUUUGGAAUUCUCACAGGGGAGUACAACACCAGAUUCCUCAAUUCGAUGAGAUUUACCCAUACCUUUAUGAAACUGAGUUUUCAUUGUAAAUUUUACGGAUCCUGUACUAAAAAAAUAAAAAAAAAUAUUUUCUCGUUUGGAACAAUGGCUCUUAAAUUUGUGUUAUUUUAAUUCUAUUUAUUUUAUCCCAUAGUUGUAUGUUUCUUUGAAAUAUUUAUUUUUAUAGGUAUUUGUGUAGAUGUCCGAGACAUUUGAUAGCGUAUUGUCACUUGUUUUCGUGUAUAUUUGUAAAUGCGACAGUUUUUUAUAGUAAAAAGAAGACAUAUAUUUUUAAAUAAAAACGUACAAAUUAA
Psylliodes chrysocephalus is the source of this 3437-nucleotide messenger RNA. The record is from the annotation of a GenBank genome assembly. NCBI's taxonomy places the organism in Eukaryota, Metazoa, Arthropoda, Insecta, Coleoptera, Chrysomelidae.